Olea europaea var. sylvestris is the source of this 2424-nucleotide messenger RNA. RefSeq names its product exocyst complex component EXO70B1-like. Gene Ontology annotation, biological process: exocytosis. Gene Ontology annotation, molecular function: phosphatidylinositol-4,5-bisphosphate binding. Bases 23 to 2128 code for a protein of 701 amino acids. The record is from RefSeq and is a predicted model, not a curated record. NCBI's taxonomy places the organism in Eukaryota, Viridiplantae, Streptophyta, Magnoliopsida, Lamiales, Oleaceae. Gene Ontology annotation, cellular component: exocyst. The transcript has a single exon.
UCUUCAUGCCAAUAAAACUUCUAUGGACACAGAGAAAGAGAAAUCCAAUAUCCCUGAAAAAUCCCAGAGUUUUGUGUCUAGAAACAAUGAAGAUGAAAAAAAUGAGGGGUACCAGCAUGAUUCUGAUUUGAAAGAUGAAAUCACCACCGCUGAAGCUGCGGAACCGCCACCUGAUGGUGAUGCUGAAGCCAAACAAGACAAUGUUGCUGCUGCAGGCUCUGACAUGGAGAUUAAAGAGGGAGAAGAGUCAUGUGAUGUAAAGAAUUCAGAGUCUUCUCCUUCACCUCCUGAUCUGAGUAAAGUCUCGGAAGAGAUUGAUCAAUAUAUCUUCAACUUGUCAAUCUCAAAACGAGAUGAUUCCAAUCCCCCCGAUGUGCCUAUUUUCGUUGAACAAUUCGCCAUUCUUGUUGAAGCAAAGAUCGAAGACUAUGAUUCCGAUGAUUCUCCUGUGAAAAAGUGUUCAGAACAAGAUUCAACUUCAUUUCUGGAUACCAUCAAUCGAGUUUGCAGGUUAUCAACUGCACUUCUUGAAUUCUCUUCAGAGUAUAAAUAUGCUUAUACAAUUAAUCGAAUUGGUGGCAUUCUCCAACGUGCAAUGUCAUACUUUGAGGAAGAAUUCAAAUCACUCCUUGAUGAUCAUAAAUUGUCCGCUUCAGAACAUAAUAAUAAUGAUUCAAAGCCGAGGCAAUCUACAUCAUCAAACCCUAAUCAAGACGCACCAGAACCUGGCCCUGUGGAGGAAACUAAUUCUCCAGCAUACUCGGAAGAAAAUUUAUCAAACUUGAUUAGAUUAUCCAGGGCAAUGAUUGUAGGAGGACACGAAUCCGAAUGUCGUUUCGCUUAUUUUGUAGCAAGAAGAAAUGCAUUGGAGGAAAGUUUACAUAAGCAAGGAUUUGAAAAACAUAGCAUUGAUGAUGUGCAGAAAAUGAACUGGGAAUCACUGGAGAGAGAGAUCGUGGCCUGGCUCAAGAUUUUCCGGCAAUGCGCCACAGUGCAUUUUCCGAGUGAGAGGAAACUCUCUGAUGCAAUUUUCUCCGACUAUCCAUUGAUAUCGGAGAGCCUGGUUAGCAGCCUGUCGCGAAACAUGGUGAUUCAGCUCCUGACUUUCUCCAGGGCUGUUGCAAUGACGAAACGUGCUGCUGAAAAACUGUUCAAAUUUCUUGAUAUUUACGAGGUUUUGAGGGAUGUCCUUCCGACAAUGGAGAGCUUAUUGUCAGUGGAGAUUAUGGAUGAGCUUAAAACGGAGACAUCGUUGAUUCGGAGCUGGUUUGCAGAGUCCAUGAUUUCCAUUUUUGGUGAACUCGAAAACUCGAUUAAGGCUGACUCAGGUAAGACGCCGGUUCCAGGUGGUGCAGUUCAUCCAUUGACUCGUUACACCAUGAAUUAUCUUAAAUAUGCAUGCGAGUACAAGGAUUCACUAGAGCAAGUUUUUCGAGAACAUCAGAAGAUUGAUAGAGUCGAGUCCGUGACGGGGUCUGAAUUCGAAUACAAUCCAGAAGCCCAAGUCCAGAAUGUUAACAAUGAUCAGACAGAAAAGCAAUCCCCAUUCCAACUACAGAUGGUGAAGGUGAUGGAUUUAUUGGAUGGAAAUCUUGAUGCUAAAUCAAAACUUUACAAGGACAUUUCAUUGAGCUCCAUUUUCAUGAUGAACAAUGGACGGUACAUAUUGCAGAAGAUCAAAGGAUCAACCGAAAUCAACAGCCUGAUGGGAGACACGUGGUACCGAAAAAGAUCAUCGGAUCUCAGGAAAUAUCACAAAUGUUAUCAGAGAGAAACGUGGGGAAAAUUAUUGAGUUGUUUACAUCCUGAAGGAUUGAAUGUUAAUGGGAAGGUAGUGAAGCCAGUUCUGAAGGAGAAAUUCAACAGUUUCAAUAAAAUGUUCGACGAAAUUCACAAAACACAGAGUUCUUGGGUUGUGAGCGAUGAGCAGCUUCAAUCCGAGCUUAGAGUUUCGAUAUCGAACAUGGUAAUUCCGGCCUAUCGGUCGUUUUUAGGCAGGUUCAGUUCUAUUUUUACUCCUGGCCGACAAACGGAGAAGUACGUAAAGUACCAGCCGGAAGAUAUCGAGACGAAUAUCGAUGAACUAUUUGAUGGAAAUGCAGCUCCAUCGGGAAAGAGGAGAGUAUAAAUAUAUAAUGCUGUAAUCGAGAAAAAGUUCCUGGAGAAGCCGUUUUUCUUCAUGGGAUUUGAUUUGGUUCAAGGCUGUCCGAAAAUUACAAGUAUCUUCGCCAUGACCUGAAAUAUGAGCUCAUUCCUUUUCUUUUUUCUUUUUAAAUAGCUGUAGAAGCUAUGCGUUUUCCCCUUUCUUUGUUUACAAUUUUUUUUUUUCCUUUUUUCCCAACUUUUUAAUUGAGCUGAUUAGAACAUAUGAAUAUGGUUUAUACACAAGCCAUCAUUGAUCGUGCUGUAUGUUUUUAUAACAAU